This is a messenger RNA of Camellia sinensis, 596 nucleotides long. The record is from RefSeq and is a predicted model, not a curated record. NCBI's taxonomy places the organism in Eukaryota, Viridiplantae, Streptophyta, Magnoliopsida, Ericales, Theaceae.
UUAUACAUGCGGGAUUGUUGGAUUCUUGGUUUGUUCAAUUUGGGUCUUGAAGCAUAGUAGAUUGAUGGGAAGCUCUGACAUUGACAACUGGAUUCGUGAGGCAAAGGACUCGACUAUUAGCUUUUGGAAUGACCAUGUAGAGCGACUGCUUCUAUCUAUAAGAGAUGAACUUUUUGAGACACUCGGGAAGAGGCACAAAGUUGUAAUGGACCAUGAAGAAGUACAUUUAAAUGCCAAAUCCCUACACAGUUUCCUUUGUCAUGUAGAUAAGAAAUGCAACAAGAUUAGUUGCUCCACCUAUUGCCGCGGGUUUAGGUGCCUUAACAUAUACGUUGGGCACUCUCAUCUCUGUGAUAGGAGCAAGUGGAUUUGCUACAGCUGCAGCUACAGCUGCUAUAGGAACUGUUGUCAAUAGUUUUAGAUAAUCUCUUAAUAGUUGUCGAUAUGUUUAGAAAGUUAAAUAUACACAGUUUUGGAUUGUUUAAACUUUUUGUACAGUUUAGAACUUAAGGAUAUAGUUUUUGAAUGUUUGGAAUGUACAGACAAUUAUUGAAUGUUUAUAAUUUAUGGAUAUAGUUCCUUUUUGAUGUUUCAAA